Lates calcarifer (barramundi perch) is the source of this 4314-nucleotide messenger RNA. RefSeq names its product sideroflexin 1 (gene sfxn1). Gene Ontology annotation, biological process: serine import into mitochondrion; monoatomic ion transport. Gene Ontology annotation, cellular component: mitochondrial inner membrane. Bases 770 to 1738 code for a protein of 322 amino acids. The record is from RefSeq and is a predicted model, not a curated record. Lineage: Eukaryota; Metazoa; Chordata; Actinopteri; Centropomidae. Gene Ontology annotation, molecular function: monoatomic ion transmembrane transporter activity. The transcript has 12 exons.
GGGGGGAUGUGCCUCUGUGUGCUGUGCUGACGCUGCUGCCGCUGCUGCAUGUUAAAUUAGCUGGCUGCAGCCGUUCAGGGACACCUCUUGCGGACCGCCGGAGCCCACAGUGCAGUGGAGUUUCAUCAUCAUGCUGCUGCUGCUGCUGCAGAUCCUUGCACAGACUUGCUGUUACUUUGGCGUGUCCCCGGCCUCCCACUGGGCCAAAGAACAAAUGGUUAAAAACCAGAUCAGACUGGGUUACAGUGACCCCCACACACUGGGAGGAACAAGCAUGCUGCAGGCACAUCCACAGAGCUGAUGUUUUUGAUAGUGCUCUGUCUAUUCAUCGCAGGCCAGUCUUAUCUGGUUCCAGAUUGUGGAAUCAUAAAUGCAUAAAGUUUUUAAUGAAAUGCUCAGUAGUGGUGGAGAUAGUACAACCCAAAUGUUGCAUAACCUAUUGUACUAAACUCACAACAGUAGUCUAUUGAUGAAAAUAAAAUUGUUCACAACCUCCAUGCAGAGGGGUUUUGUCACUUUCCAAGAGCUGCUUUGCAGCCACAGUUUGGGGGGUUGGUGUGUGUGUGUGUGUGUGCCCAUAAUAGGGCUUUGCAAUUUAGCGCUUCACAACCCUUGUGUCAGGUCAGCCAUCACCAUAGCAACAUUAUGCUGAAUUAGCAGCAUGGCAAUCCAGAAAGAAGCUUUUUUUUUUUUCACCAGUCCUCCACCACUGACUUGUGUCUGCAAAAGAAAAACAAGGGCUGAAGGGAUGUAACCUCCUGGGAUAAACAUGGCAGCAGAGCUAUCCACUUCCAUAAACAUCAAGGAGCCCCGGUGGGACCAGAGCACAUUCGUAGGUCGGGCUAAACAUUUCUUCACUGUCACAGACCCCAGGAACAUCCUCCUCACCAACGAACAACUAGCACACGCACAUAAAAUCAUCACUGACUACAGGCAAGGUAUAGUCUCUCCAGGUCUGACUGAGGAUGAGCUGUGGAGAGCCAAAUAUGUCUUUGACUCGGCUUUCCAUCCCGAUACCGGGGAGAAGAUGAUCCUGAUCGGCCGCAUGUCAGCGCAGGUUCCAAUGAACAUGACGAUCACUGGAUGCAUGAUGACAUUUUACAAGACGACUCCAGCCGUGUUGUUCUGGCAGUGGAUCAACCAGUCUUUCAACGCAAUAGUCAAUUAUACCAACAGGAGCGGCGAUGCUCCAAUCACAGUCAGUCAGCUUGGCACAGCUUAUGUGUCUGCCACCACAGGGGCAGUUGCCACCGCUCUAGGACUAAAUGCACUAACAAAGCAUGUUUCACCUCUGAUUGGACGGUUUGUUCCAUUUGCUGCUGUAGCUGCUGCUAACUGUAUCAAUAUCCCGCUGAUGAGACAAAGAGAACUUCAACAUGGGAUUCCCAUAACAGAUGAGAACGACAACAGGUUAGGAGAGUCGACGAAAGCGGCACAGCAGGCUAUCUCUCAGGUUGUGGUCUCCAGAAUCCUCAUGGCUUCUCCAGGAAUGGCUAUCCCUCCAUUUUUAAUGAACCAUCUGGAGAAGAAGGCCUUUCUGAAGAAGUUCCCAUGGAUGAGUGCACCUAUUCAAGUCAGUCUGGUGGGAUUCUGCCUGGUGUUUGCCACUCCUCUGUGCUGUGCGUUGUUCCCUCAGAAGAGCUCUAUGUCAGUCAGCCGCUUGGAGCCCGAGCUCCAGGAGAAAAUCCGGGCCAGCCACCCGGGAGUGGAGAGGGUCUACUUCAACAAGGGGCUAUGAGUGUGCAGCCCACCCCCCCCCACACACACACACACCCCUGACUCCCCAACCCACAACCCUCACCCACCCUCCUCAUCCAAACACUGCCAUAAACACAGCUGCAGGCUCGGUCCUCGCCUCUCUGCCAGCCCUCCUCAUUCAGCGUGCCAAAGUUAAGUUCGUGUCUCCUCAUUUUCCACUCGUUCAGAUGGAUAUCCGAGGACUCCCUCUCUCAGUCAGUCUCUUUGUGACAAGGUUGUUUGCUUUUUGUCGAUGUGAUUUUAUUGUAACUGCUAGAGAAGAUCUUCUCCGACUGGGCCAGAUGAAAAGUAUGAUGUGUACCACAACAGGUAUAGCGGCCCAUGUAAGAUUGUUUUAAGUGGACUUUUUUUUCCUGUGCAGUAUUUUUUUUUUUUUAAGUUGGUCACUUGUUGAUCAUCUGUUGCCACCAAAUAAUUUUCAUUCUCUCCUACCUGAGGUUGUCAGGCAGUUUAUUUCUUGAUCAUAAUCAGACCUUAACAUUUAAUAGUCCUGAGAGACCUCUGCAGUUCAUGCAUUUGCCAAAUCUGUACUUAACGUUGUUUUGUUUUUUUACCUCUAUCAACGACUGCAACCUCCGUCUCUUGACAGUGUUAUUUCAAAGAACGAGGCUCACUUUAACUCACUCCUAAUUCAGCUCAUUUUGCCAAACAAGUGACAUUUAACAAGUCUUGAGGCCUCUUCGACAUCAAAUCAUGAAUCUGAUAACAGUUCUCCAGGGAUCCAACCUAUAAAAUGUGAUGCUAUGACGGUGGCGACCACUGAUGGGGCCAACACGGUGCUAUUUGAUGUCUUAAUAAUCAGUGCUAUUUAUUCUACUCAUCGAAAAAACACUCAUGAACAAACCACUCCUCGCACAUGGAGCAUCGUGGGAUUUCACCACAUGUUCUCUGCAAGCUAAUUUCUCUGUAAAUUCAGUCACACCGAGAGGCUACGUUCAGGAGAGCUGAGCGGUGGUGGCGCAAAGUGUUAUUAACGACCAUUUCAACAAAACACACUGGCUCUCAUUUCCAUAAUCCCUAAUCUCUAGUUGUUAAUCAGGAUUUUCUGAUCACAGCAUUUGAUCCCACUGAAAUUCAACAACUCAUUCAUGCCUUACACAGACUCACAUGGUAUCUGACUUCUGUACCUUAAUGCAGCAUCCUAAGAGGUUUGAGUAUUAUUUUUCAAGACAAGAAUGGCUCACAGAAGGAUCCAUAUGAUCUAAUUUUUGUCUUAAAAAGCUCUGUGGACUGUAACAGUGCAACUGUUGUCACAUUUCAAUCCAGUGGAACAUCAUGCAGAAUUGCUUUGGUCUCAUUCUGGUGAGUUUGAGGAACGUUGAAACUCCCAGCUAAAACCUUGGAUCAGCAACAACCUCCUGCUUUUUGUUUACAUUACAUUUUGCUUUGAAAGUGAGAAAUAUGUCUAUAACUCCACACACAGUUAUGUCAGCACACAGUAUUGCAGAGCUCUGGUCCGGUGAGCUGGUGCAGUCUGAAGUUGUAACUUUUGUUCUGUCAGUAUUCAGACAAUAAUGUACCAGAUUGCAUUCAUCCAGAAGGCUGCCAUCCUUUUCAGCUGGUGUAUAAAGCUGACAGCCUAACAGCUACUGUAUUUCACUGCACAAAAGUUCAACUGUAGGCCAGUUUCCAUAUCAGACAGACUGUAUGAUGACAUGCCAGAUUUAUCAUCAGACAUUUUAAAAAUCAGGGAUGAGAGUGAAAAAGAUGGACUGAAGCCACAAAACCCACAAUAAGUAUUUCAAUCUUUGACCAACCUAUCCUCAUUUUGAGACUUUAAAUGAUUUUAAAUGUAUCUUUAGGGACCCAGUGUACGUUGGAAUCAUGUGGUCCAAUUAAUGCAAAUGUUUACAUUUUAAAUUUGAAGACGUCAUCUUGCAUCUUUUGCUCAUCACAGUGUGUGAUUUCCGUAAGGUGUUUAAUGUUUAAUAUACUGUAAAUCUACUAAUAUAUAUUGCUGUAAAAGUAACUUUAUUUUAGAUCGUCGGUGUUUCCAGAGAGAUUUGUUGGAGUCGGAGCUGUUCCCUCUGCCGGUUUCAAGUGAAGUUUGUUAUUCUAGUGUUCAAGGUGACUGAAUGUAGCAUUUUUCCAAUUACAGCUGUUUUACGGUGCGUUAGUCCAGAAAAGCACAAUGUUGUAACAGAUUUUAAAUGCUGCACAUUUUUAAAACUUGUUAAACCUGUUCUGUUUCCUGACCACAAUGAUUUUCAGUAAACCGUUGAUAACUGAUGGGAGUAAAAGAAAUUGAGAAAUACUAAACUUUCCCUUUGGUAGAUAUUAUUUCUGAGCAUCCCUUAACCUCUGACUGUGUCUAAUGAACUAAUGUGUUAAAAAAAGAUUAAAUGUUCACAAGUUUCAAACUACCAAAUCAAAUGAAACGUCAUUACAGCCAAAGCGAUACAAAUCAACUUGAGGAGAAAAAAAAAAAGUAAUUUACAGUUUGCAUUGACUGAUUUUUAAAAAAGAUGACAAAAAAUGGUAUUUGAUUGUUUUGCAGUACACUGGGGUGAUGUAAUGUUUAGACUAACUGGAUGAAAUAAAGUUGAUGAAAUCUUG